Saccharomyces kudriavzevii IFO 1802 is the source of this 4983-nucleotide messenger RNA. It is a transcript of the gene GCN2, whose product is annotated as serine/threonine-protein kinase GCN2. NCBI's taxonomy places the organism in Eukaryota, Fungi, Ascomycota, Saccharomycetes, Saccharomycetales, Saccharomycetaceae. The record is from RefSeq and is a predicted model, not a curated record. Gene Ontology annotation, cellular component: cytosol. Gene Ontology annotation, molecular function: eukaryotic translation initiation factor 2alpha kinase activity; protein binding; ATP binding. Gene Ontology annotation, biological process: regulation of translational initiation by eIF2 alpha phosphorylation; DNA damage checkpoint signaling. The transcript has a single exon. The coding region runs from base 1 to 4983 and encodes 1660 amino acids.
AUGUCAUUAAGCUAUCUCACUUUAGAUCAAUAUUACGAGAUACAAUGCAAUGAACUUGAAGCAAUACGAUCCAUUUACAUGGAUGAUUUUAGCGACUUGACGAAGAGAAAGUCCAGCUGGGACAAACAACCUCAGAUCAUAUUCGAGGUCACACUUCGAUCUGUUGAUAAAGAGCCGGUAGAAUCUUCUAUAACGUUGCAUUUUGCGAUGACACCAAUGUACCCUUAUACCGCUCCAGAAAUAGACUUUAGGAAUGUACAAAAUGUAAUGGAUAGUCAGCUGCAAAUGCUAGAGAAUGAAUUUAAGAAAAUUCAUGAUACCUCUCGAGGUCAAGAGAUUAUAUUUGAGGUCACGUCCUACACGCAAGAGAAACUGGACGAAUUUCAAAAUGUGGUUAAUACACAGUCGCUGGAAGAUGAUCGAUUACAAAGAAUUAAAGAAACUAAAGAAAAGUUAGAAAAGGAGGAGAGAGAGAAACAACAGGAAACAAUUAAGAGAAGGUCUGAUGAACAGCGCAGGAUAGACGAAAUAGUUCAAAGAGAGUUGGAGAAAAGGCAGGAUGACGAUGACGAUGAAUUAUUAUUGAAUAGAUCCACUCAGUUAGAUUUACAUCCGCCCUCAGAAUGGAUUGCCUCAGGGGAAGCUAUAAUCUUUUCAAAAACUAUAAAAGCAAAACUGCCUAACAACUCAAUGUUUAAGUUCAAGGCAGUUGUGAAUCCGAAACCUAUAAAAUUGAUGUCAGAUUUAUUCAGUUUUUCCAAACAGUUUCUUGUAAAACCUUACAUACCGCCAGAAUCUCCGCUGGCAGAUUUUCUAAUGUCUUCUGAAAUGAUGGAAAAUUUUUACUACUUACUAUCCGAAAUCGAGUUGGAUAAUAGUUACUUUAACACAAGCAAUGGGAAAAAAGAAAUAGCAAAUUUAGAGAAGGAGUUAGAAACCGUGUUAAGAGUUAAGCAUGACAAUGUUAAUCGAUUGUGUGGCUAUACAGUAGAGCGUAUGGGGAGAAACAAUGCUACUUUUGUUUGGAAAAUAAGACUUUUAACAGAGUAUUCCAAUUACUACCCUGUGGGAGAUUUGAUACAAUCCGUCGGAUUUGUCAACUUAGCAACAGCACGUAUUUGGAUGAUCAGAUUACUUGAAGGACUGGAAGCUAUACACAAAUUAGGUAUUAUCCAUAAAUGUAUCAACUUAGAGACCGUGAUUUUGGUUAAGGAUGCCGAUUUUGGAAGCACCAUACCUAAACUUGUCCAUUCUACCUAUGGUUACGUUAUUUUGAAUAUGCUAUCGAGGUAUCCAAAUAAAAAUGGUUCUUUGAUUGACCUGCCUUCAGAUUCAUGGAUAGCUCCUGAGUUGGUGAAGUUCAAAAAUUCUAAGCCUCAAAGGUUGACCGAUAUAUGGCAACUUGGUGUUUUAUUCAUUCAGAUAAUAGGCGGCUCUGAUACAGUAAUGAAUUUUGAGACACCUCAAGAAUUCCUAGAUUCGACAAGUAUGGAUGAAAGUCUGUACGAUCUUCUUUCGAAGAUGCUUAGUGCUAAUUUGAAGAAAAGAUUGGGGACAUUAGAGCUGCUACCCAUGAAAUUUUUAAGGACCAAUAUUGACUCCACUAUAAAUCGAUUCAACUUACUUCCUGAAGGCACAAAUUCCAACUCAUUGGAAUUGGUUCCUGGGGAUAUUGCAAAUUGCCGAGGCGGCGAAGGGAGAACACUUUCACAAACCAGCAUACGAAGAAGGUCAUUUAAUGUUGGCUCUCGAUUUUCUUCUAUAAACCCUGCUACACGAUCUCGAUAUGCUUCAGACUUCGAAGAAAUUGCAGUUUUGGGACAGGGUGCAUUUGGUCAAGUUGUCAAGGCACGUAAUGCUCUUGACAGCAGGUAUUAUGCUAUUAAGAAAAUUAGGCAUACGGAAGAAAAGUUAUCUACUAUACUAAGUGAGGUAAUGCUGCUAGCGAGCUUGAAUCAUCAAUAUGUUGUACGAUAUUAUGCUGCGUGGUUGGAAGAAGAUAGUAUGGAUGAAAAUGUUUUUGAAUCGAGUGACGGAGAAAGCGAUGUAAGCGAAUCUUCGUCUGAUUAUGAGGAAAAUGAUUUGUUAGAUCAAAGCAGUAUUUUCAAAAGUAGAACCAAUCAUGAUUUGGACAAUAGCAACUGGGAUUUCAUAUCGGGAUCAGGAUAUCCGAAUAUUGUCUUCGAAGGUAGCUCUUGUGGUAAUGAGAAUGAAGAUUCUGACCAUGAAUCCACUUCUAUUUCUUCAAGCGAAAGCGAGGAAGAUAUUAGCAAAGAAUCAAGAAACAUCCAAGACAUUCCGAAAAGGAGAAAUGGUGUGAAGCCCAUGAUAGCUGUUAAAAAGAAAAGUACCCUUUUCAUUCAAAUGGAGUACUGUGAAAAUAGAACACUAUACGAUCUGAUCCAUUCCGAAAACCUGAAUCAACAGCGGGAUGAAUAUUGGAGGUUGUUUCGACAAAUACUGGAGGCUUUGAGCUAUAUACAUUCUCAAGGUAUCAUUCAUAGGGAUCUAAAACCAAUGAAUAUUUUCAUUGAUGAAUCAAGGAAUGUCAAAAUUGGUGAUUUCGGGCUAGCUAAGAAUGUUCAUAGGUCUCUAGAAAUUCUUAAGUUAGAUUCACAAAACCUGCCAGGCAGCUCAGACAAUCUGACUUCUGCCAUUGGUACGGCUAUGUAUGUUGCUACUGAAGUUUUGGACGGUACAGGUCACUAUAACGAAAAGAUUGACAUGUACUCACUUGGCAUAAUCUUUUUUGAAAUGAUCUAUUCAUUUAGUACGGGUAUGGAAAGGGUUAAUAUAUUAAAAAAGCUACGAUCAGUAUCCAUAGAAUUUCCUCCUGAUUUUGACGAGAAUAAGAUGAAAGUUGAAAAAAAAAUCAUAAGGUUAUUAGUGGACCAUGACCCUAAUAAAAGGCCUGGUGCUAGGGCACUGUUGAAUAGUGGUUGGCUUCCGGUAAAGCACCAAGAUGAAGUUAUCAAAGAGGCAUUAAAGAGUUUGUCGAAUCCCUCAUCCCCUUGGCAACAACAAGUGAGAGAAAGCUUAUUUAACCAGUCAUACAGUUUAACAAAUGAUAUUCUAUUUGACAAUUCAGUCCCGACAUCUACUCCUUUUGCAAACAUCCUUAGAUCUCAAAUGACUGAAGAGGUAGUUAAAAUCUUUAGGAAACACGGAGGUAUUGAAAACAAUGCUCCCCCAAGAGUCUUCCCAAAGGCUCCCAUAUACGGUACGCAAAACGUAUAUGAAGUGCUUGACAAGGGUGGUACUGUCUUGCAAUUGCAAUACGACUUGACUUAUCCCAUGGCUCGGUAUUUGUCCAAAAAUCCAAGUCUCAUUUCAAAGCAAUAUAGAAUGCAGCAUGUUUACAGACCUCCUGAUCAUUCAAGAUCAAGUCUGGAGCCUAGGAAGUUCGGUGAGAUUGAUUUUGAUAUAAUUUCUAAGUCCUCCUCAGAGUCAGGUUUUUAUGAUGCAGAAAGUCUGAAAGUUAUCGACGAAAUAUUAACCGUAUUCCCUGUAUUCGAGAAACCGAAUACUUUUUUCAUAUUGAAUCAUGCGGAUAUUUUGGAGAGUGUUUUCAAUUUUACAAAUAUUGAUAAAGCUCAGAGACCUUUGGUUUCACGUAUGUUGUCGCAAGUUGGAUUCGCGAGGUCAUUCAAGGAAGUGAAGAAUGAAUUAAAGGCGCAAUUAAACAUAUCUUCUACGGCAUUAAAUGAUUUGGAAUUGUUUGAUUUUAGAUUGGACUUCGAAGCAGCUAAGAAACGUCUCCAUAAAUUAAUGGUUGAUAGUCCACAUCUAAAAAAAAUUGAGGAUUCAUUGUCACAUAUUUCAAAGGUGCUCAGUUACUUGAAACCCUUAGAAGUCACGAGAAAUGUUGUAAUAUCUCCUUUAAGUAAUUACAAUAGCGCCUUUUACAAAGGAGGUAUCAUGUUUCAUGCAGUUUAUGACGACGGAUCAUCGCGUAACAUGAUAGCUGCUGGCGGAAGGUACGAUACUCUGAUAUCAUUUUUUGCCAGACCAUCGGGAAGAAAAAGCAGCAAUACGCCAAAGGCCGUAGGAUUUAACCUGGCUUGGGAAACGAUAUUUGGUAUCGCGCAAAAUUAUUUCAAACUUGCCUCUGGUAAUAGAAUAAAAAAGAGAAACAGAUUUUUAAAAGAUACAGCUGUUGAUUGGAAACCAAGCAGGUGUGAUGUUUUGAUAUCGAGCUUUUCAAAUUCUUUACUAGAUACUAUCGGAAUUACAAUAUUGAACACAUUAUGGAAGCAAAACAUCAAAGCUGAUAUGUUGAGAGAUUGUUCUUCGGUGGAUGACGUUGUUAGUGGUGCCCAACAGGAUGGUAUAGAUUGGAUUUUGUUAAUUAAACAGCAGGCUUAUUCACUCACCAACCAUAAAAGAAAAUACAAGCCACUUAAAAUCAAAAAACUGAGCACAAAUGUUGAUGUAGAUUUAGACCUUGACGAAUUUUUAACUUUGUACCAGCAAGAAACCGGUAAUAAAUCCCUAAUCAACGAUAGCUUGGUUCUAAGUGAUAAGAAUGACGAAUUCAAAAAAUGGGAUGAAAGCAGCAGUGCCGGUAGUAGCCAAGAGGGUGAUUUAGAUGAUGUUGUUGCUGGUUCGACGAACAAUCGGAAGGUGAUAUAUGUCCCAAAUAUGGCUACAAGAUCUAAGAAAGCUAAUAAAAGAGAAAAGUGGGUUUACGAGGAUGCAGCCAGAAAUUCUUCGAAUAUGGUAAUACACGGCUUAUCGAAUGCACCAAUUAUUACUGUUGAUGCCUUGAGAGAUGAAACUUUAGAGAUAAUUUCAAUUACUUCUUUGGCUCAGAAGGAAGAAUGGUUGAGAAAGGUAUUUGGGUCAGGUAACAAUUCAACGCCUAGGAGUUUUGCCACGAGUAUUUAUAAUAAUCUUUCCAAAGAGGCUCAUAAAGGGAACAAGUGGGCAAUAUUAUAUUGCCACAAAACUGGAAAAUCCUCAAUCAUCGAUCUACAAAGGUGA